AAAAAACUUUAGUCGAUCUAUUUGUUUCUUCCAAUAGGCUCUCCUAAUCAUAUUAUCAGAACCUCAACCUUCUUCAUAUAAAUAUUGUGUUGAUCAAUUAUGUAGAACGAAUACUAUAUGCUCUUCUUUACGUUCAUUCAAAUUCACUCGAUAGGUACAACGAUGGGACAUUUAGUGAAGGUGAAGUUGCAAUGGACACACUUACAUUAGACUUGGCUACCGAGAUGUUCAACUUCCAAACCGGAGACCUCACAGGAAGACGACAAAACGUGUCCUUCCCAGAUAUCAUUUUUGGGUGCGGCCACACGAAUCACUUCACGGAUAAUGAUACCCGCAUAUCCGGGAUUGUUGGCCUCGGCUCAUCUCGCUAUUCACUUAUUAAUCAAAUUGGUGGCAACCGAUUUUCAUACUGUUUGGUUCCCUUGUCACAUUUGAACGUGUCGAGUAAGUUGCAAUUCGGAAGCCAUCCCGCCACAGUGGUUCGUGGCCUGCCCGAGGUGGUUUCCACCCCGCUCAUUUUGAAACCUCCGAGGAUUUUCUAUUACCUGACUUUACUAGGCAUUUCAGUCGGAAACCAAACUGUGGUACCACCAACAGGCGGUAAUCAUCAGCAGCACAGAGGCAACAUUUACAUCGAUUCAGGGACGACAUUUAGCUUCCUGCCAACGGAUUUAUAUUUUGGUCUGGAAGAAACGGUGAAGAGCUCCAUAGGGCAGGAACCUAUGAAGCCAGACCCCAAGAGGAGGUUCCUGAGGUUGUGUUACCAAGGUUUGCGACCUGAGGAUGUUCCGGUACUAACGGCCCGGUUUGAAGGCGGUGGUGAUCUGAAGUUGAAUCCAGUUAACAGUUUUGUGAACGUUGGGGAUGGAAUUGGGUGUCUGGCCUUUGCCCCUACUAAGGGUGUCCCUGUUUUUGGGAAUGUGGCGCACACAAAUUUCUUGGUGGAAUAUGAUUUGGAGAAGAUGGUUGUAUCCUUCAUGCCUACUGAUUGUGCCAAAUGGAAGUAAUAAGGUGCUAGCCCAUUCACUGGGACCAAAAAGCUAAGAUUGAAAUGAAACGCUCUGUAAUGUUCUAUCUCAAAUGAUUUGCAGGUUUACUUUUAUUAGUAAAUAAAUGAGAUUUCGAAUUUAUACUGUGAUUAUGCCUUGUACUAUAGAACAUGCAUUUCACCGUAUCAUUCAUUCAUCACCAAAGGGUCAGUUCAAUCUCGUUACAAUAUAUACUCUCUAAUAUCUAUAUGCGUAUAAAGAAUGAAGAUCCCCUUCAAACCUCAACUCAAAAACGAACAAUUGAAGGAGAUGGAAGAAACAGUUUUGGUUUUAUAUUUCACUUUUAGACUAUCUUGCCACCUCUCCGUAAGUAGACUAAUAUCGGGAGAGAGACGCAGGAGAUUUUCGAUCGACACUUCUCAUCGCCGGGUGGUCGGGUGGAUGAAAAACACCGGGAGAGAUCCUAUGGUGGGGAUUAAACAUCACGACAGAGUUGUGUUCAGAUUCAUCGUUUCGACAUCGUUAGGCGGCCAAGCGAUCAAUUUGGUGGCCAGGAUGGAACUAUACUACGGAGUGCUAUUUGCAGAUGAAGACUCCUAAUUCAAUCCUAUCAACACAUAUUGGUACUUCGGAAUAAACUUCAAUGAACAAUGUUGUUCUGCUGCUUCUUGGGUGUAUACAUGAAAAAGUACAUGAAGAUGAUGAUAAUAAGACUGUGAGUUUCAUCGAGGAGAAUAAAGACAAUAGUCCAAUCCGAUCAACUAAGUGUUGAUCGAGGUACACAUAAAGAAGAAGAAAUGAAAAGAAGAAAGCCAAAUAAUGAAGUAGUCUGAUACAUAUGUAAUAAACUCAAACAAUAGCUUGAACUAUAUAUUUGUUGUGAUACUCUUGUAGGUUAUUUUUUGUUUCCUUUUGUUUCGUCUUACUUGUUGCUUAUUGUUGCAUUGUGUUGUUUUUUGUUGACUCAUGUUGUUUUUUGUUGCAUCGUAUUGCUUAUGGUUAUUUUUGUUGAAAUUAAAUUUUAUG
Molecule: messenger RNA, 2015 nt
Organism: Cuscuta europaea
Lineage: Eukaryota; Viridiplantae; Streptophyta; Magnoliopsida; Solanales; Convolvulaceae
Source: the annotation of a GenBank genome assembly